AUGCUUAUUUGCCCUGAUCUGCCAUCCAAGUCUACUAAGGCAGGGCAAGUUCCGCAUACUCACUGCUUUAUCUGUAAACUAGGACCAACAAUGGAAGAUACCUGGUUCGCUAAAGAAAAUGGACCAAGCCUGAAGGUUUUCUUGACAACCUCACCUCUGGAUGCUCAAAAGUGUAUUGAUUUUGUGAAAGACCCAGGUGCGGGUGCUGUGGUGUACUUUGGAGGUACGACUAGGGACUCAUUCGGUGACCGUGAAGUGGUGAGUUUGUCGUACGAAGCCCAUCGGCCAAUGGCCUUGCGGAGUUUGGUUAAAAUUUCAAACGAAGCCAUAACAAAGUUCAAGGAUUUCCGUGGCCAAGAUUCGGUGCAAAAGGUAUGUAUAUGCCAUCGAUUGGGUACUGUGCCAGUGUUGGAAGAGAGUAUAGUCAUUGCUCUUAGUAGCACCCAUCGCAAGGAGGGCUGGGAGGCAGCUAUGUAUAUUCUGGAGCGGAUCAAAGAGAGUGUGGAGAUCUGGAAGAGUGAGGAGUAUGCUGAUGGGGGUGCAACAUGGAAGGAGAAUGGGAAGGAGCAUGAGAAAGUGCAAAUAUAG
Molecule: messenger RNA, 588 nt
Organism: Kuraishia capsulata CBS 1993
Lineage: Eukaryota; Fungi; Ascomycota; Pichiomycetes; Pichiales; Pichiaceae
Exons: 1
Coding region: 1-588 (195 amino acids)
Biological process (GO): Mo-molybdopterin cofactor biosynthetic process
Cellular component (GO): cytosol
Source: RefSeq, a predicted model, not a curated record